AUGGUAGUGUCAACAGAUCCUCAACGUGAGCAAGUUUUGAAACUUAUUGGGGAAAAGGAAAAAGUUGAAAAGAAAAUCGCUGACUUAGGAUUGGUACUUCAGACGAAUAAAAUUGGUUUUGAUGAACCAUUAGUUGAUGCUGAAGGCUUUCCAAGAGGUGACAUUGAUGUCAGAUCUGUACGUUUAGCAAGAACUCAAAUAAUUUGUUUGCAAAAUGAUCUCAAAGAAUUGACUAAAUCCAUUGAAUCUGGAUUGGAAAAAUACUUCCACGAGUCAAAAGAAACAUUAACAUCAACAAAAAUCCCUCCAGAAAUAAGAAAUGCAUCACCAGAUCCAUCUACAUCGACAUCUCAUUCGACAGAAAUCAAUCAAACUCCAAUUGUUGUAGUAAAUCUCGUUUCACCUGGAAGCCCUGCUGAAGAUGCUGGUAUCCAAGUUCGUGACAAGAUCCUUGCGUUUGGAACUAUAACAUCCCUCAACUUUAAAGAUCUGGCACAGAUUGGUGACCUGGUAAAGAAUUCACAAAAUCAACAAGUUCGUGUGAAAGUAAAUCGUGACAACAAAAUGGAAGAGCUCAUUUUGGUUCCGAAAAUAUGGAGUGGUCGUGGAUUUCUCGGUUGUAACAUCGUUCCUUAUUCUUCAAUUUAA
Molecule: messenger RNA, 648 nt
Organism: Clunio marinus
Lineage: Eukaryota; Metazoa; Arthropoda; Insecta; Diptera; Chironomidae
Source: the annotation of a GenBank genome assembly